GGGUAAAAAGCUGGGCUAGAAGAAACGAUUACUAUCCUGCAUCGGGCGACGAUGAGGCGUCUACCAGGGUAAUAUUGGGCCAUGGUAAUGGUUUCUCAGUCUACAACAGGCCCGCCGGCAGAGUAAGAACGAUCAUCGGCUCUAGCUGGUCAGCGUGCCCAACAGUCGCGCUUUCGUUUCGUUCGCCGAUCGUUCGCGGUGAUACGCGGCUUCGGAUAAAACGCGAAGUGAACCACGCGGCUCCUGCAUUUCGUCAAUGUUUACGUCGCUGUCAACUUUAUUUCGAGCUCUCAUUUUUUAGUUGUUCUAGCCGGGCCGAUCCCGCGGCAUCCCGCGAUCUCCAUCGGACGCGAUAUCGAAUUCGACGCGUCGCGCGUGUCAUCGCCGAUCGAUCUCAGUGCAUUCCGUGACGGUCGUGAUCGUUCCGAUCGUUCUCUCAGUUUCCGAAAAGCUCGUCCAACGGGUGUCGGUGAUCUCGCAAAGGCUGCCCGACGUAAUCGUGCUUCCCCGUUCACCAAAAUGGUGUCGCAGACCACAGCGGAGGAGAGUAGAGUGGAGGAGGAGAUACCCGACAGGAUCGCGGAAGUUUUCAGAGACCAAAAUAUUUUGAUCACCGGUGGUACCGGUUUCCUGGGCAAGGUCAUGGUCGAGAAGUUUCUCAGAUGCUUGUCCUCCGUCAAACAGAUUUAUCUGCUGGUGCGGCCGAAAAAGGGGAAGGACCCGAGACACCGUUUGGAGGAAAUGUUCAACUCGCCGCUCUUUGAUAAAGUUAAACAGGAAAGAGGAUUAGCGGAACUUCAUGAGGCUGUGACAGUUGUAAAUGGGGAUGUAUCAUUGCUUGGUCUUGGACUCUCUGCUGAAGACAAGAAGAUGCUUUGUGAGAACAUUAACAUUCUAUAUCACGGUGCCGCCACAGUAAGAUUCGAUGAGCUACUGAAAAAGGCGGUACUGUUAAACACUCGUGGCACGAAGGAAACGCUACAACUUGCUAAGGAGAUCAAACACUUGAAGCUGUUUGCUCACAUCAGCACUGCGUAUUGCCAUUUAGAAGAAAAGGUCUUGGGAGAAAAACCUUACCCUCCACCAGCGGAUCCUCACAAAGUUAUCAAGUAUGUAGAAUGGAUGGAUGACGAUGUCAUCGAAGCAAUGACUGACAAAAUUCUAGGAGGACUUCCUAACACAUACGCCUUCACGAAAGCCUUGUCCGAAGGACUCGUUGAAGAGGCCAUGCCGCAUAUUCCAGCCAUUAUAUUAAGGCCAAGUAUAGUUAUACCUGUUUGGAAGGAACCGGUACCAGGAUGGACGGACAAUAUCAAUGGACCGACAGGACUUUUAAUUGGAGCUGGAAAAGGUGUUAUACGGACAAUGUACUGCAACGAAACUGGUUACGCAGAUUAUCUACCGGUUGAUAUCGCUGUUAAUGCUAUACUGACAUCUUCAUGGAAUUUCAUUUAUUUCAAAGAUUAUGAGAAAAGAGUUUUCAACCUUACCAGCAGUAACGAAUUCAAAGUAUCGUGGGCAGAGAUUAUUGCACGGGGUCGAAAAAUAACUGAAAGAGUUCCUCUAAACGGUGUUGUUUGGUACCCAGGUGGCAGCAUGAAAAAAUCAAGACUCCUGCACAACAUAUGUGUGUUACUUUUUCAUAUGAUACCAGCUUAUUUCAUAGAUGCGCUUAUUUUCCUCGCAGGGUACAAACCGAUUAUGUGCCGUGUGCAACGUCGUAUACAAAAAGGAUUCGAAGUCUUUGAGUACUAUGCUAAUCAUCAAUGGGAUUUUGAUAAUUCGAACCUGUAUGUAAUUAGAGAUCGGCUUAAUCAAACAGAGUAUAGAAAAUAUCAGCUGCAUGGUGAUGACAUGGAUAUUGAUGAAUAUUUCGAGGCUUGUAUAAGAGCUGCAAGGGUUUUCAUUUUAAAUGAACCACCAGAGACACUACCAGCUGCUAGAAGACACUUAAGAAUCAUGUACUGGGUUGAUGUAUUCACGAAGAUAACUUUCUUCGUCUUCUUGAUGUACUUAUUCGCAUGUUGGAGUGAAAGCUUUAGAGCACUCCUGAUAGGAAGCUGGACAAUUAUGAAACAGGCAGUGUCCGAUUAGACAACACAUUAAUUAGUUUGUAACACUUCUAGUACCUUUACAUUUGUAAUAUAACCAAAUAAAAUUACGAUUGUAUUUUUUAAUAAUUGUCAAUCUGUAUUCAUUGCAUUAAUGAUAAGGUGCAUAAUAUCAAAAUAUUUUCGAUAAUAAAUAUUUACUAUUAAAAUGAAA
Molecule: messenger RNA, 2265 nt
Organism: Megalopta genalis
Lineage: Eukaryota; Metazoa; Arthropoda; Insecta; Hymenoptera; Halictidae
Product: putative fatty acyl-CoA reductase CG5065
Biological process (GO): long-chain fatty-acyl-CoA metabolic process
Cellular component (GO): peroxisome
Molecular function (GO): alcohol-forming very long-chain fatty acyl-CoA reductase (NADP+) activity
Source: RefSeq, a predicted model, not a curated record